CAGAGAGCAGAAGAAGGAGGGAGGUAUUGGGAAGAGAGGGGUACUGUGCUUGGGAAGAUUGCGGAGAUGUUCUCAGAUAACUUUCACGUCUCGGGCUCUAAGGGCUCUUCAUGCAGUAGGUGAAAGAGAGGAGGAGGGUUAUAAACACAGCAUCCAUUUUUUUCAAAUAUUUUUCAAACUCUUCAUGGAUUCUACUUACUGCAGAAGUCGUUCCACUUCAGCCCUUAGUUUGGACGCCUCCUCUGGGGGAAGCUUGUCCAAAUCUCGGAAUAUCGGCGGUGGGUAAUCCAUUUCUCCCUCCUCGGAGCUCUCCCCGUCCCCCCUCUCUCCUUUUUCAAUGCCAUUGCCCCUGUCACGUUCCAGCUCCCCCACGGCGUGGACCAAGACCUCCCGGGAGAGGCCCGAUUCUAGCAGGGCCCAGACCAGCUGCUCCUGAAGGGCAGUCAGACGGCUUGGCUUCGCCUUCUCCUCACCCUCCAUUACUCUGACGCCUUACCUGCUGCCGCUUUGCAAACAAACUCUCAUGUGCCGUUUACACUCAGAGCUGAGACAGAUGGGCCAUUUUUGUAGAAAAAAGAUAUACUUUCAUUUUUUCUUAUGUUGACUUUCCUCACGAGGAGUCCUGAGCUGCCUGGUUUUGGCUCUCCACCUGCUGUUUAGCUUUCAAAGGUCACUUAUUUUUUCAACCUUCUUCCUCUUCUCCCCCUCCUCCCCCCGCCUUGAACUUUGUCCCCUCUCCCUCGGUCCCCAACGGUGACCAAAGUGCAGUUUAACAAACAAUUAGUUCAAAACAAAAAAGCUAAGACGGGGCAGUCUGUAGAAAAGUUGAAAAACUUUAGCAGCUGAUCUCCCCUCUCAUUGGACAAGGUGAGGAAUGCCGUCAUGUACUAAUUGAGUUAUCCUCUUUUGUUAAACAUCAACAUUGAAAAUGGAAUGAGGUCAUGUGGCAAUUUUAAAACUAUGUUGUACCAUACUACAUUAACGCAGCAUACUUGACCUGUCCUGUUCUACACUAGGGGGAGCUAUUGACCCAUCCACAAAGCUAUACUGCACUGGUAUUUACAUCUUUACAUUGUGCACUGCAGUGGAUGUAGAUGUCGCUAUUAAUAACAUUUUUUCCCGUAACUUGACUGCUUUCAACUAGAUUCUAAAACAGAUUUUUAACUUUUCAUUGCUUGUUUUCUUGCCGUUCACUUUAUAACUCAUCAAUAUCAUAUAAGUACUUAUACACAAGGUAUACACAUAUUUACAAAGUAUAAGGGAACCACUGUGUCUGCUUUCAUUGACCUAUCACCUAUUAUAUAUUUGUCUGUUGAUGAUACACGUUUAUGGCACUUUUAUCAAUGCAGUAGUCAGCCGUUUUUCCUGGGGGGUCACGUUUCAGGAACACCAGCAAAUGGCGAAAAUCCACGAGUAAUUGAUACGGCCAUAAAAAUAUAUAUUUCUGUGUGCAUUUGCAAUAAAUGUGACGAUUGUAUUUAUUAGAUUUAGAUUCAGCUCGACAACCCUCGCCUUCUCUCUCCAAUUGCCAUUAUUCCCUUGCGACACGAUCCAGGCUAAAUAUGCCUCUCACACUUAUUAAACGCAUAUAAAGUAUAAAAUGUGUAGGUGCUCAACACUAAUGAAUGAUAAUGUAAGAUGCUUGAUGGCUGUUAAAACUGGUGCUUUCGUAGCCAAAAGAGGUUUGCAUUUCAGCACAACUACAGUAUGGUGCAUUCAAGGACAACCGAACAAAGUGCGAAAUCUCAGUGCUUGACAAAAAAGACACUAUCAGACAUAAAGAUGUAAAAACUGCGGUCUUUUUAACAGUGGUACAUGUAUGCUGUACAUUUGAGCUAUAUUAUCACAUAGUUAUAAAUUAUUACCGACUUAUGGUGAAUUAAAUGUGUUCACUGCAGAAAACAGCCUAUUUUCCAAGAAAAACAAUAGCAAUUAAAAAAAGAAUUUAUUGACCAAAUCAGUGAAUUUGCGGAGUCGUGAAUGCUGAAUGCUGAUCCGCUGUAAUUGCUGUGACACAGAGAAGGGUUAAGGUUAAAUAAACAAUUUUUCAGACAUGUUUAUUGUGCAACUGUAAUGCCACCUUGUUAUGCAUGUUCAAAAUAAACUAAGCCAUUUCCAUACACCAUUUAUUAUUAUGAAUAUCAUGUUGUGGCUACUGAAAUGUCCACCUCUAUCUUUAGCUGUUUAGUUAUUUUGUGAAGUUACUGUUCAUCCUCACAUGUUCUACUUAACAUAAAAAGGUGUAAUAAGCAAAGUCACACCUCAAACUUGCAAGCGGGAUUUCUCCUUUUGUGUUAAGGCUUUUCUUGGUUAAGCAAAAUCUGAUUGUGAUUUGCAAAUACAAGAUUUUUCCAUUGUUGACCCUUCAUGGCAAACAAAACUAUGGGAAAGAAAAAGGGCAAACAGAAAGGGAGAAAACCUUUGCGCAUGAACAAAUCUUACUUGUUCUUUCAGUGUGAAACACUCACUUUUCUGGCCUGACUCACCUUAUACCAUUCUCAGGUUCAGCCUAUCAGCACCUUUUUGUGCGGCGCUCCUGUUACGCCACCCCACCCUUGGGAAGAUGGCAUUAUACUGUAUUUGGACUGGUAACAGAGCUCCCUCUAUCUCUCUGAGACAUGCUACUGACCUGUAAUUAAGUCUCAUUGUUGCUUUUCAGAGGAAACUCCUCACUAAAGCAUACAGAGGGCAGUGUGGGUGUGUGCAUUCCCAACAGUUCAGACGCUGCUGUGACUAACGCUCCAGCGCUCAUGCUUGGGUUUAUCAAAAUGGGCCACAUGUAGCACACGUUGCAGGGAGCUGCAAGCAGUACUGAUUGGUAAUGAGAUACAAUCCACACUGUCCAUCUUUCUUUAGUGAGGCUUUCUUCUGUGUAUUCACUGCUAGUUCUCCACCUCCUCCUAGCGUGCCCCCACCACUACCGCCACCAUUCAACCCCAUUGAUCAUGCAUGCAGAAAUUUAACACAUCCCUCCAUUCCUGUCCAAAUAGCCCUUGUCCCACUUCCAGAGCUUCAUCUGCUGUGAAGGGCAGGCACGUUAGCACCUUCAUAAAAUAAAUGAUCUGCUUGCACUUCCUAAACUAUAAACUUUAUGGCUGAGAAGUUGAACACACGCAGUAUAGAUCUCCAUUCACUCUUCAAUACAGUGGAACACGUUCAUGUCAACAACCCGUCGACCAACUCAUCAAGUGCCCUUCUACCGUGUUCUUUUUACAAUAAAGUCCCCGCUUUAGUCGACGUCGACAUACAUGGUCGACCGCUUUUGUCAACAUAAAAUUUGACUGCCAAAGGGGUCAUUUCUAUGAAAAAUAGGUCAGUUUAUGUUGACGUGUGUUAUGGUAUUGUCAACUUCGUCAUUAUUGCUAAGCAGCGUGAAAUGACAAUAGCAACCUGACAACUAUCUAGUUACACAGCAUUCAAACGUGCACACAGUGACUUCCUGUUUAGUGCUAAAGUAAGCUUCAACAUAAAAGCAUGGCGGUAUUAACCUGUUGGAGCCUGGAUAACCAAAUGCACCCAUUUGUUCUUUUUUUAAGAUUAUUAGCCACCAGAAGAAAGAUAUUUGUAUGUAUGAAAGCCUUAUUGUUAUCGUAGUCAAGUCAUACAAUGACAAUGACAUACAACACUAGUCAGUAGUCAGUAAUGUUACACUGAUGAGACAUGACAUUCGAUUACAUUACCUUCACACUGCAUGGACUCAGCCAUGGCAUCUCGACAUAAUAGAGUGAAAAAAUGUUCUCAAAUUUGGUGUGGAAGUGGUAAGGUUUUGGCUUUUUACUUUGUCCUUCUUCCCCAUUCCGUUUAAAAACCUUUAUUAAGUUUAGAAUAAAUAAAUUGGAGGCUAACUAAUUAGCUCGGUACCAUGCUAUUUUUAAAGCGGCGGUCGUCUCUUGUGUCCCUGCAGUGAUCCUGUAGCUUGCACCUACUGUUUACUGUUGAGCAAUGUGGUGUAAACAAAGAAUAAUAGGAGAGUAAAGGUGGCGAUGGGGUGUUAUUUCAUGUUUACAGGGCUCUACUAAUGGUACAAAUUGUAUGUAGAAAGUCUCUAAUUGUAGUUUUCUAUACUCUCACUACGAAAAUAUUCAAUUUAUUAAUAUUGAAUCUUUUCGCGGAAAUUCACUUAUCGCGAUUAACCGCGAUAUGCAAACUGUACUCCAGCACUUUUUGUGGAGAUGCAUGCACCUUACACCAAACACUAUAGUCAAAGCCAGCAUUGUCUUUGUGUGAAUUACUGUACUUAGGCCACUGAUUGGUCUUAACAGUGGUUACCAGGUCACAUGUUGAAGCAGCGUUGAGAAGAUUAGCUGGAGCUGGCUUUGGCAUUAAUUGCAUACUUAAAACCCAACGGUGAAUGAGCACAGCACACAAGCCUCCUGUUAGAGCACACUGCCUCAGCAGGUUGGCAGUAUGGAGGAGUAUUAAAACUUGAGGCUAACUAAAACCUUUAAAAUACUGAUUUGCCAGAAGGAUUGGAGCUCUUUUAGUGAAGUUUCACGCACAUCUAUGAAGCCAUUACUUUAUAAAAGUGCCAACCACCCUAAAAAAUCAACUAUGAUUGUUAAACACAUAUUGAGGCUUUUUUUUUUAAAACAAGAAUUUAGUAAAGCUGUUCGAAAUCAACAAGGAUGUGAGUAGACGUUAUUGCAUUGUUCUUUCACAAUGAAGGCUGGUCUCCUUGGAAACUUCCUUCCUCCCUUUUGUCCUCAGUCGUGGUGAUGUUGUUUAUUGAUAGAAAUUCUCAUGUUGUUUGCUAUUAACAAUUCACGUAUAUAAAAAAUAGUUUAAAUUAUUACUUCUAUGUUGGCUAUAACUUUGACUUUCUUUUACACGUUGUAUUUUAUGUGACACAACUGCAUUGUGGUUUUCAAAUAUGACCCUGUCUCUUUUGAAUGAAUGAAAAGAGGGCAGACACCUGCCAUAUGUAAUAAAAUGCAGUUAAAAAGCUGUGUCAAACGUUUAUACCCAUCUUCUAUGCCGCUUAUCCUCACUGGGGUCGCAGGUAGGCUGAACCUAUCCAAGCUGACUUCGGGCGAGAGGCGGGGUACACCCUGGACUGGUCGCUAGCCAAUCGCAGGGCACAUAUAGACAAACAACCAUUCACACUCACAUUCAUACCUAUGGACAGUUUUGAGUUGCCAAUUAACCUAACAAGCAUGUUUUUGGAAUGUGGGAGGAAACCGGAGUACCUGGAGAAAACCCACACACACACAGGGAGAACAUGGAAACGCCACACAGAAAUGCCUAACGGAGAUUCGAACCGAGAUCUUCCCGAUAUCCUGAUCUCCACACUGUGAGGCCACAAGUGCUAACCAUCAGGUCACUGGUAUCUGUGUUAGCACAUAUUUAUAAAUUCUUAUCGCCUUUGGGUGAAUGUGAAAUAAACUUUAACCAAAGUUUGCGAGGCUGUGAAAAUGUACAGAGAGCCGCUGUGUAUUCAUUGUGUUAGCCAUGGAAAAGGGGUAGGAUAAAAUAAGCUCUGCUUCUCUCUACCCUUUUUCUGAAGUGUGGCAUCGUGCAAGUGUGAAUGUGGUGUUCUUCAAUGGAAUUUUGCAGAAUAUGUUUGAACUAAACUAUAGUAGAGUUUUGAGGGUUACUUUCAAAGACCCACCCGUGAAUGGCGAAAAUGUAAGAACCCAUAAAAAGGCCUAAAAUGCCUAUUUUUGAUACUCAAAACCGUUGGUUCUCAACUAGUUUGGCUGAAGGACCCACCAUCACUCCUCAGUGACAAGUGGCGGCCCAAAUUGUGGAAAUAUUUCAACUAAAACUUCUUAAACAGCUUAUAUUUGAAGGGCCUGUUUGCAGCAAUUUUGCAGAGGGCGCUUACUUUCUAAUAUGUUGCAAGCAUUCCUGCUCAGGAACAAUUAGGAAUGGGUACGGAUAUUUUUAUAGGCACCAACCAAAUUUCACUGGUACUACCGAGCACCGAAUCAAGUAAAAUCAAAAGGUACCAUGUUUCGGUAGCAAAACGGCAGUCUUGUGGAGUGUCAUGGUGCCGCUCCUAACAACAUUAAAUUCAAAAGACACAAAGACGAAGCCAGAGGGACGGGGAAAUGUUUACAUCAUCAAGGAGACAAAUUAAAGCUACAGAGGGUGAACUAAGACAUAUUUGAAGUAAAUGGCUACUAUAAAACCUACCGUGGUAUGACGCCUGGAUGCAUCCCGGUGUGUAGAAACGACCAAACAGCCAUAUUUUACCAUUACCUUUAAGAAAAGUACAAUGAAAAAAUAUAAAAAAAACAUGACAAUAUAUUGCAAUCUACAAAUUUAAUUUCUACUACGUUACACUCGUCUGCAUUCUGCGUGUAUGCUGGCAUCCCCGCCUCCACGCAUCGAGACAAAGAGACUACAUGACUGAGAAAAGGGCCCGCUCCACUCAUGCUGUUGUUCUAUGGAACAAACACAGCAAUGCACAGAGUGACCCCUCUGCCUGCCUGUUUGGAGACGAGGAAAACUCGCAUGUGCAUAUAUCGAGGUCCACAAAAUUAUCAAGUUAAUUAAUUGUGUGAUUAAAUAAUUAAUUUAUUAUUGUCCUAGGCCUAGUGCCCACGAGACAUUUUUUCUCUGAACGAGAAAGCUUGUCACAUUGUAAUCUCGUGAGAUCUUGUGACACCCCUAGUAAAAAGCUUUUAAAGUAUGUGAGAAAGAACAUUCACAGCUAACAUUUUUAUUGAGUAAAGUAAGCUUGUAAUGUCCAUAUACAACAAUUUAAAUCCCAUUGACAUUUAAUCCAACAAUUACAAAUAAUUCACUACAUAGCAGAGAGUUAGUGAACUUAAUCUAUGCCAAUGGCGAUUUUUUUCUAUUUCUCUGAUGAGCACAACCACAUGAACCAAAGCAGAUGUCAUUUAAACACACGUGAAACCUUACCAACAACAUGGAAGAGCUGUAGAAAGUUAGAGUAGCCGUUAGACCGACGGCUUCUGCAAGGAAAGCUUGUAGCUUCGUCGUCUUCUACACGCACAGCGAGUCAAUGACCACAAUCGCCCCCUAGCGUUCAUAGUAGUGUGGUGAGGUUUGCCUCACUUUCAUUUGGCGUUUGUAAUGCAGUACAGUGUUCCGUUGCUGUAUUGCGGUUCACCUGUCGCGGAUUCGCUGUUUCGCAGAUUUUUUUAAGUGCAAUUUUGCAGAUAUAUUUUUUUAACAGUGUAUGAACACGCCUUGUGGUUUAUUACAGCGAUCUAUCCGUGCUCUGUUGUAUGUGUCUGUUAUUGUAUUUACUACUGCUACAAGUAGAGGGUGUUGUGUACUCGUGUGAGGAGGAGGAUGAUGGCAGGAGAAAUAUGUUUGAAAAAGGAUACUAAAACGUUACAGCCGAACAGCGCCAGGACGAGGCACGAUCAGAGGAGUGAAUACACGUCACGUAAUAAUUUCUUGUGUCCAACCUAGUAGAUUGGUCAUUAAAAUUCAAACGAAAUUUUUACUUUGAGAGUCUUUAAACAAGAGAGAAUUAUGAGGAAAUGUUAAUGCCUGUCUGAGAAAAGUGUAUAAAGUGUAUUCCGAGGGGUUUUACAGCCUUAAAACAUAUAUAAUAAUUGUAAACGCAGAUUGUAGUAAUUGUAGUUGCAGUUUUUGCUUAUUGCGUGCUAUUUUGGGAACCUAUCCCCCGUGUUAAAAACAAGAGAACGCUGUACUUCAAUUUGUAAAAUAUUAUGUCUAUUUAUUUUUUCUCCAUCCUCUUUUUCUCGUUUCUUUUAAACUUACUCCAUUGACUCCCAUUACACAAUUUUUCCAGUUGGCAAGGGAUUGGUAAUGGUAAUGGUUCAUUUCAUCCUGAACAUGCACACGAGUCACACUGGAGCACAUCACGUAGUACAAUUCACAAUUUUGCAUGUCCUCUAAACCCAAAAUAUGCCUCUCACACUUAUUAUAAGCAUGUUUUAAAUUCAGUUUUAUACAUUGAGGAAUAAUUACAGGCAUACAGUACACAGUAUUGUUCUUACAAAACUUGAAGUUACACAACAUCACGUCUUGUUAACGUAUCUUCCUGCUGGAAAAUGUUGAGUGAAAAGGCUGGGAUUCAUAGCUGCAAGCACUCUUUUUUCCUUUGUCGAAAGCGCCAUCAAACCACUUUCUGUGUAAGUUAUCAUAAAAAAAAUUAAAACAGAAAAAAUACACAAAUAUGCGGGGGAGCGAAUGCCGAACUGCAAAUAGAUCCACUGUCAACUAUUACCCUUCAUCGUAAAGUAAAUCAAGUUCAUUUUGCAUCUUUAAGUCCUCUGUUGCUAAAAAGGUCUUCAUACAUCACAACAAUCAAGAUACAAGUCACUUAUCAUAUAAGUGUAGCAGCUUAAACAUGCUCUUAUAUUGAAGGUUUGCACCGGAAGUUGCGCUCUCACUGACAGACGCUUUAUGCGCUGUCCCUUGGUGGUGGGAUGGAGGGAAGACAGCAGUGUGGACGGAGUGACGGAGGAGGAGGUGGAGUCUGUCCCAGCUCGCAUCUGGCCCGCUCCCCUCUGUGACACCCCAGGCCAAACCCACCCUGAGCCUCUCACUCACUGUCCGCCUGUUCACAGAGCAGCACACACACACACACACACACGCAGGGCCAGGACACGGAAUGGAUACGGAAGGGAGCCAGAGCAGCUUGUCCACUACGGACUCCCCUCACGACCCCUGCAAAAUGUUCAUAGGUGGACUCAGCUGGCAAACAACACAAGAGGGUCUGAAGGAGUACUUUUGCAAGUACGGCGAAGUGAAGGAGUGUAUGGUGAUGCGAGAUCCGGUUACUAAGCGCUCGAGAGGCUUCGGAUUUGUCACCUUUGUGGAUCAGGCCGGUGUGGAUAAAGUUUUGGCCCAAACCCGGCAUGAGUUGGACUCCAAAACAAUUGAUCCAAAGGUGGCAUUCCCCCGGAGGGCUCAACCGAAGUUAGUGACUCGCACCAAGAAGAUCUUUGUUGGAGGCCUGUCAGUGAACACCACUAUAGAAGAUGUCAAGCAAUACUUCGACCAGUUUGGAAAGGUGGACGACGCCAUGCUCAUGUUCGACAAGACCACCAACAGACACAGAGGGUUCGGCUUUGUGACCUUCGAGAACGAGGAUGUGGUGGAGAAAGUCUGUGAGAUCCAUUUCCAUGAGAUUAACAACAAAAUGGUGGAAUGCAAGAAAGCUCAACCCAAGGAGGUGAUGUCCCCAACUGGCUCGGCCAGGGGGCGCUCUCGGGUGAUGCCCUAUGGCAUGGAUGCCUUCAUGCUGGGGAUUGGUAUGCUCGGUUAUCCAAGCUUCCAGACUGCCACCUACACUAGUCGGAGCUAUGCAGGCAUCACCCCCGGAUAUACCUACCAGUUCCCUGAGUUCCACUUAGAGAGGACUCCCCUUCUGACUUCACCCCACCCCCCUGAGCUCACAGCCAUUCCCCUCACAGCGUACGGACCAAUGGCGGCGGCGGCGGCAGCAGCAGUAGUCAGAGGCUCUACCCCAUCUCGCACAGCUGGAUUUUUGGGAACCAGCAGCCCGGGCCCCAUGGCAGACCUUUAUGGAACAGCUGGUCAGGAGUCAGCGGUCAGCAGUUACCUCAGUGCUGCAAGUCCUGCACCGAGCACUGGAUUCAGCCACAGUCUUGGGGGUCCUUUGAUCGCCACGGCCUUCACUAAUGGCUAUCACUGAGAAAUGCAGGCGUUUUGGCGCAGAGCUGGAGGGAGUUGACGCUAUUUUGGAGCUGAUCUGGCCUGUCUGUGUCCACUCUGCCUCUCAAGGUGGGGGAAGCUGAACCCCCAUCACACACACGCACACACGCACAUGCUGAUGUCAACCUCACUUCAGCAUAAUCUCUUUUUUAAAAAGCCAGCAAAAAGAACAAAACACAUACAAAUGCUGUAUUUUCUGUGUUAUUUUUUUCCUGUUCUGUUCACUUUGUCGUUUUGAGCAACCGCUGCAUUUUGUGCUAUCAGGUUAUCUGGCCUCUUAUUUCUCUCAUAAAGAGCUGAAUCUCCGAGCGAAGGCCAGGAGCGGUACUAAAAAAAAAAAAUGUCAAAAGUUCAUAAUGAAUUUUAACCAUGAUUUGUGAUCAAUUCCGUUUUUUGAAAAGGUGUCACAAAAUGUAUAUCGUCGUAGGUUUUUAACAAAAUCGUGUUACCUUUAAAAUGAAGAGGAGGGUCAUUGGUCACAGUUACAUGCUCGGCCUACAUGAGCUGUACAAUGUUGUAAAAUACUGUAAAUAUGACUUUUGUUUGGAGGUUAAAGAAGAAGGAUGGGUGUGGGCGCAGCUAUAUUUAGGAUCUGGGAGGCUUUAGAGAAGUGAUACAGUUACUUCUUCAACAAUUCUACACUUUGUUACAUAUCAUAGAUUGAGAAAACCAUCUCAGUAUGUGUCUGUCACUGUUAGACCAGCCAUACUUUUGCGUAGGCAUUUCUAUUCCUGUGUCACUUCAUUGAAAAGCUGCUGUGAGUUCAGCGAGGGAGGAGUUGUCUUUAUUUUAUUGUUUUUGAGUGUGGGUGGGAGGGUGUACAUGCACGGAAAAAUGCUCCUUACAUGGGAGAGGGGGAAAAACAUGCUGUUUUCUUACUUUGUCAUAUUGUUUUUACUGUGAUUUUCAAGAUGUGAAUAUUGGAUGAUGGAGGAACAUGAAGGACGAGUCUGUUACACACACAUGCCAACGCUAACAGCCACUUUCUGCUCUGUGCUGGUUGUGUGUUUGUGUGUGGCAUGGUUUCCUAAACAUGUACCAUGUUUGUGGUUGGGGAGGGAGGUACCUCUGUGCAAAUGUGAAAUUUUAAUUAGACUUUUUAAUGAUACAUUAACAUUUUUAUUGGAAAGGUGUAAAUGCUACAUCCAUCAGUGCAUAUCCACUGCAGGGGGCAGUUUUACAGCAAAAUCACUGCAUUCAAAGUGAAUGGGAUGUUGCACUGGCUGACCAAUAUGACCAAUAUGUAUUCAGCAGAAUAACAAAGCACUCCCGAUCUACAAUAUACCUAAAAGAUUUUCAUAUUUUCAUUGACCUUCACACUCACCGACACUACUGCAGGUAGUUCAUACUUUGAUGCUGGAAAGAUAACAAUCUCGUCAACACUGUAACCCGAACUUCACUUUUCUGUCAUGAUAUUUCUUUUGAGGAAAAAAAAACUUUUUAAAAUUCCUAAUAAAUUAUUCAAAAACAUUC
Dunckerocampus dactyliophorus (ringed pipefish) is the source of this 11097-nucleotide messenger RNA. Its product is annotated as RNA-binding protein Musashi homolog 1. The transcript has 15 exons. Lineage: Eukaryota; Metazoa; Chordata; Actinopteri; Syngnathiformes; Syngnathidae. Gene Ontology annotation, molecular function: RNA binding. Gene Ontology annotation, cellular component: cytoplasm. The coding region runs from base 8558 to 9604 and encodes 348 amino acids. The record is from RefSeq and is a predicted model, not a curated record.